Molecule: messenger RNA, 3830 nt
Organism: Micropterus dolomieu (smallmouth bass)
Lineage: Eukaryota; Metazoa; Chordata; Actinopteri; Centrarchiformes; Centrarchidae
Gene: gal3st4
Product: galactose-3-O-sulfotransferase 4
Exons: 4
Coding region: 273-1805 (510 amino acids)
Biological process (GO): glycolipid biosynthetic process
Cellular component (GO): membrane
Molecular function (GO): galactosylceramide sulfotransferase activity
Source: RefSeq, a predicted model, not a curated record
ACUGCCUCUCUCUUUCUAUAUUCGUCUACACAGACGACCGUCAGCAGAAUAAGCGUUAGAUUACUCGGUAAUUAGAAAGAUAAUUUCUGAGAAGAGCCGUUCGGGACUAAAGGAGGUCCAAAAGACUAACGCGGGCAUCGUGUCGGGGUGCCGGGUCCAUGGCCUGAUCUCUGUCGGCAGCGGAUCAACUAACGUUACAGCUGAAGCCUUCGAGAUGCUUCGAGCUCUCUGCAGCUGUACAAUAUCACCGAUACCGUCCCGGGGACACAGCUAUGCUUUUCAGACGGAGAGCCAGGAUGUUGCGAUGGCUGGUGUGUGGUCGGUUGGGUCCAGUUUGGAUGUGGAAAGCACUGCUGCUCUUCGUGGCUCUUGCAUUUGCUGGCCAGCUGCUAGGGGUCAUCUUCAACAAGAGCAGUGUCCAGCCAGCUGCCCGCUCCAUCUUGUUGUCCCGUAAUGCUCAGGGGCCGUCUCUGGGCUCCUGUCAGCCCCGCACCCACAUCAUGUUCCUCAAGACCCAUAAGACGGCUAGCAGCACUGUGCUCAACAUGCUGUACCGCUUCGGAGAGGAGCGGGACCUCUACUUUGCCCUGCCGUCAGGCUACCAGCUGGGCUACCCACUGCCCUUCAAUGCUCACAGAGUCAAAGGUUACCGAGGUCCGCGAGCCGUGGAGUUCCACAUCAUGGGCAAUCACAUGAGAUUUAAUAAGCCGGAGGUUGAAAAAGUGAUGCCUGCAGACACAUUCUACUUCUCUAUCAUCAGGGACCCGGUUGCUCUGGCUGAGUCCUCCUUUGCUUACUACAAGGAGGUAGCACCUGCCUUUCGGAAAGCUAAAGGCUUGGGCGACUUUGCUGAUGACCCAAACAAAUACUACGACCCUCGUCUCCGCAACAACCACUAUGCCCGCAACCUGCUGUGGUUUGACUUUGGCAUGGACAACAAUGCUAAUUUCUCUCUGGCACUGGCUCAGCACUACGAGGCCCUGAUCCGCCGAGCCUUCAAGCUGAUUCUAGUGUCUGAGCACUUUGACCAGUCCAUGAUCCUGCUGAGACACGCCCUCUGCUGGCCACUGGACGCCGUCGUCUCAUUCAGUCUCAAUGCUCGGCAGCAGAAGCCUAGCAUCGGGGGGAUAAGUGGGAGCUGGGUGAGCAAAGCUGUGGAAGUGGCCGGUGGCGGUGGAAGAGGUGGACGUUCGCAAGCCAAGACCCCACCCAAUCUGUCACUAACGGAGGAACAGCGGGAGAAGCUGCGGCAGUGGAAUGCCCUGGAUUGGUACUUAUACAAAGCCUUCAACCAGACCUUCUGGGAGGAAAUCGACCGGUUCGGCCAAUCUCAGAUGGAGCAGGAAGUAGCUCUUUUGAGGACGCGACGGGAUGAUCUGGCACGGGUUUGUCUCAGGGAUGGCGGGAAGCCUGUGGAGGCGCACCGGAUCCGAGACAAAAACAUCCGGCCGUUCCAGAGUGGAUUAGUGAAGAUUCUUGGCUACGAGCUUCAGCCCGGACUGGACAACAGCACCAGGACAGCCUGUCUGAGGAUGAUCAGGCCUGAGAUCCAGUACAAAGAUCUGCUGGAUGCUAAACAGUUCCCACGGGCUCCAGCAGCCCAAGCUCAGCUAGGACAACAGAGCCUGGGCCUGUUGGCAGCCAGUGGCUCUUUAUUAAAACGAGACCCAUCCAGGACAGGAGAGAAGCUGGUGGGGGGGGGGGCUGAGAGGAGGACGAUGGAGGAGGGGGAGAGAGACUGGGAUGGAAGCCGUUUAAUGAGGAGCAAUCAGACUUUGAUACAAGGAAAUGAAAAGCUGAGAUAGCUUGUGUUGAGUCUCAGUCCUAAAUACGGUACUUUUGGUCUUUGAACAGACGGACUAAUGAAACUGUAAACUGAGCCGCAUAUGGUUUACACAUACACACAAUGAAAAGUUCCUCCUUUGCACUUCCACUUUUUGGUGUGUUUUUUUUUUCCUAAAAAUGUUGUUUAGUUAGUGUAAUUCAUGUGGACUUGAGCCCUUGACUUCUGAGCGCCUGGAAUGCUUUCACGGCUGCAGUCACAACAGAAAAUGAAAGGACCACUUUGUUUUUUAUUAGGAGAGGCACUCUCAAAGUGUUGGCAGGUCCUUGUGCGGCUGUGGAAACACAGAAGCCUGUUAUUCCCUGUUCCUAUUAAUACUUUCAAGAGUUUAGAUUUUCACAUUGUGUACAAUAGUUUGAGUUUAUACCUUUCAGGAAUUACAAUUAGUAACUGUGCUAAACCUCUGUUUUUCUGAAAGAUAAAUCUGGUGAUCUUUGAAAAGCACAGGCCAUUUAAAAACAUGUCGCCCCGUUUUGAAUGUACUUCCAAAAUCUCAAAGACUCUUCUUGCAUACUGGAUGAAUAAAUAUUCUUUCUCCUGCACAAAAAUAUAUUUUUAAUCAGUUUACAAAGUUAUGACUAUUUCUUAAUUACAACAAAGAUGGUAGCUGGGAAUGUCAUAUUUUCUAGCUCAAUGUACAAGAUUUGAAACAUUUUCAGACAAAAUAAUGUGUUUAUAUUAUAAAGGAGCAGGGGAAAUAUGUUAUUUUUUUCCACCUGAAUGAGAAAUUAGAUUUGUAACUUGGGAAAUUGGUUAAAUCAGAUAUUUUUAUUGUUUUAUAUUCUAUUUAAUCAGAUUGUUAGAAGAGUCUUUGUGGCGAUUCUAAAUAUUGUAAAACCCCCCUUCUGAGUUUUACAAUUAUUGCUGGGUAUUUUUCAGAAAAGCAUAUGCUUAGCUCUGUGGCUCUAAGGUAACGGUAGUACUUGAGAGGCACAAACAGGGGUUAAAGUAUUUAAACAGCACUUAUUUCCCAUUGCUGAUAUGAUUUGUAAAGUGAGUGGUACUUUAUCAUAGGCAAAAAUAAUUUGGUGAAACAAACUAUUUCUUUGAAACACUUCAGCAACAAAGUCACUACAGUCUAGAACAGCUUCUUGAUCACCUUCCUAAAGACCUCUUAAUAAAAGAAAAUUAUCUGCUUCUGGGGUACUUAAUAUCCACAUUUGGGCACUAUCCUUCAACAUGCAUAGGCAUUCCUAUGGCAAUCCAUUUCUUUGUCAUGAUGUCAGGUAUAAAAUAUAAAAAACAAUAUAUAAAAAAAAAUUAUUUAGAUCAGUGUGGGCCAAAAUAAAUUUCUGCAUCUUUAUGAUGCAGCUGCUUUGAUUUAUUUUAUUAUAUAUUUUAUUUUAUAAUGCAAAAUAAUAUCCUCACCCAACAAACAUUCUGGCAUGCUCGUGAAGUUAAAUAACUGAAUUGCUGAGAAAUAGUCUGAAGUUGUGUAUAAAUCCAGCAAGACUGUGGUUUAACCUGACUUUCCUUAAUUAUAAGUAUAUAUAGUUAUCAAAUGACCUGUGACAGCUUGCUGUAACACAUGAGACCAUGGUUAAAAUGAUGGGUAUCACUAUGUCAGACUGGUGAUGCUGUUAGUCCCAAUGGUCCCCCAAAUAAACACCAGUUUUCCAAAAACGUCUUUAGAAGCUUAAACUUAUCACCAUCUCUUGAAUGCAGCAUUAGGCAUGGUUAUCUCAGCACUGUUGGGAGCGUGUCACGUAGGUGAGGAGAAAGAGUUUUAAAUGGAAUCUAAUCAUCACUAGCUACUACAUACUGUACAUAACAAACAACACAUGUCUACCUCUUUGUCAGAGACAUGUGACAAGUUCUUACUUGUUAGUCUUGUGCAUACACAGUCCAACAACACAGAAUUCCCAAAUUUGAACAGAUAUAGAAAUGUGCAUGUGUGUGCCUGCUGACAUUGUGUGACUGUUUUUUCUAGACAGCUUUUGUUGAGAGCUUCAUUGUUGUCCAAAACCUAUUAAAACACAUAAAUGGA